Messenger RNA from Porites evermanni, 396 nucleotides. The record is from the annotation of a GenBank genome assembly. NCBI's taxonomy places the organism in Eukaryota, Metazoa, Cnidaria, Anthozoa, Scleractinia, Poritidae.
GGAAAAAGAAACUGUUACGGAUCGGGAGCUCUUUCAGAGCUCUUCGAAAACCCGAUCCACCCUUUACAAAUUCAUAUGGUUCCUCCAUUUGUUGACGAAAACAGCCCGACGUUCCACCUGCAAAUUCAUGGUGAAGAAGUUUACGGAUGCAGAGAAAUUUGUGGGAAGCCGGCGACAGUGUUCGACUUACUUCAAGUGAGUGUCAAGCCGCUUGGUUACCAGUUCAAGGAGCCUGCUCGAGAUCGUAUUGGGCGCGCAAUCGCGGAAAGCAUUCGGCGAUCUCGGCGAAAGAUCCAAGCCACGGCGGACGGAAGCAAAACAUUACAAUCAGCGACGAGUGUUCUGGCUUCCGAGCUCAAUUUUACUCUCCUCGCAGGGAGUUUAUUUACGACAUAA